Messenger RNA from Theileria equi strain WA, 3585 nucleotides. RefSeq lists its product as hypothetical. The transcript has a single exon. Lineage: Eukaryota; Apicomplexa; Aconoidasida; Piroplasmida; Theileriidae. The coding region runs from base 1 to 3585 and encodes 1194 amino acids. Gene Ontology annotation, cellular component: TRAPPIII protein complex; phagophore assembly site; cytoplasmic vesicle. Gene Ontology annotation, biological process: endoplasmic reticulum to Golgi vesicle-mediated transport; protein localization to phagophore assembly site. The record is from RefSeq and is a predicted model, not a curated record.
AUGGCCGCAUAUAACGUGGCUCAGGACAGAAAAAGCCGUAAGGAGCAGUUUGAUAGGCUUAUACACUACUUUUCUGGUAAUUUUAUAGUUGUUAGAACGUUAUCCCAUGCAAAGGAAAAGAUAAGUGGAUUAUUUCAACCAGUGGAUGUGUUAUCUUCAAUAUUGCUGAAAGAUGAAAACUCCAGUGGAUUCACGUUUGAAGAUUAUGAACAUCUCACAAAGCUGAAGGAAAAUGAUUUCGAUUAUCAUCUACUUGAGGCUCUGGUGGCUAAUGAACCCAAAGAGGACGACCUAGAGUCUGAUGCACCAAUUACCAGAUGGUUUAUAGAAUGGUCAGUUCAACUUGUAAAGUUGGUCAGAGUAUCACGCCAUGUUCAGUAUGAUGUGCCUUUGGAAACCACUGGUCUAUUUCUAAUCGCACACCCUGAUGAUAGCGAAGUAGUUUCCUCUAUUCUGCAGAAUGCUCCGACAUUUCCUAUCGCUCUCUUAUUCAUUGGAGAUUCUUUAGACCCUGAAAAACUUAAGGAAAUACAAGCCAAUGCUUCAAAAUCUCUAAUAUUAGACACUAGUGAAUGUUCUGAUGUAGAUGCCCUUUGUCAAAAUGGUUCUAAAUUACACGAAUUCACGAUAGAUUUUGUAAAACAUUGUCUUGAAAAGCUCAAUUACACCCAUUCCGAUGUAGAAAAGAUUAAAAAGAAAACUUCCAAAAGUCCCCAAUCAGAUGAAUCAACUAGGAGAACUCUAUAUAUUUUAAUGUCUGAAGAAUUACAUCAUGGGCUCCAGACAGUUACCAGCAACAUGUGUCGCACAUAUACCGACCAUGAUAUACAAGCACUAGCUCAUGUUUAUUCUGGAAUAUUACAGUACAAGAGAAUGAAACAGCAAAUUAAAGGUGAAAGUCAUCAUGGAGAUUUAGAUAACAUCAUUUUUGAUUUUGACAAGGCGGCUUCUCUCUAUCUUAAAUUUGGUAAAAAGUGGGAAUCUCUGCUUAUUUCCAUAUUUUCCUUGUUUGUUGAAGACGAUACAGAAGUAACCAAAUUUGCAACUAAAAAUGCGUCUUUUGAAUUGAAAACAAAAUCCGAUCAUGCGAGGUCUGCUCUAUCUCUAGAACUUUGUUCGCUUCAUUCUGAAAAGAAGAGGAAACGAAUGUUUCAGAUGGUGAUGGCUGGACAUAUGUACAAUCAAGCGGGACUUUAUAAUCUCUCUAAAAGAUGUUAUUUAUUGGCUGUGCCAGAAUAUGAGGAAAAGGGAUGGAAUGUUUCCUAUGAGCAUUUGUUUGGUGCUCUUGGAAGAUACAAUGCUCAGUACUUUGUAAAUGCCCUGAAUGGUCUUUCAAAUGUUUGUGAAUCAAAACUGUUUGCAAACUACGAACAUUUUGGUGACAUACAGUCGGUAGAAUCUUUAAAAUCGCAACAAUAUGCCGGAGACAGAGAAAUAUCAUACCUUAGACGUCUAAUGAAAGUAUCUUUUAUGGUAUCAUCUGGGAAAUCAAAGACAAAGUUAAGAAUAUCAUCAAGCUCUAGUGCUUUUCCAGGCCUUACAAUUGAAGGGUCAAUUGUACCAUCAAUUGAGCAAAAUGGUUCAUUGCCUUUCCCUGUUCGUGUUCCCCUGAUUUUACUCAAAAGCAGAGAGGGUGUUCCGGGAAGAAACUGUUUCUUACUCUCUUUCAAACUGCUUCGAGUAUUAGGUAACCCAAAAGAUCAUGACUAUACUAGCUACAAUGAACGUUAUCUUGAAGAAGAAUAUAUGAACAAAUGUAUAGAAAAACUAGCAUCAGAGCAUGAAGAAUGGAAGCUCUGUCUAGACUUUACACGCUCACUAGAUAGAGCAAGCUUCAAAAGAAGUACGAAACAAAACACUUUACCACGUACAAUUAGGAAGGAUUCGCCCAUUUUACUACAAUUGGAGUUUGUAAAUCCUCUACAUAUUCCGCUACAUUGUGAUGAGUUUUACAUUUUGAUAGGCUCUGAAUCAGAAAGUUGGUGGGAAAAAGUACAAGUUUUAUCAUAUUCUUCGGAUGACUCUCUCAAAGAAUAUGCGUUUGUCUAUCUCAAAGAGCUUGAAAAGCAAAUUCUUUAUAUGCAAUUCAAAAUCUCAAGGUGUGGAUCUUUUGUAAUAAAGGGUGUACGAUGGAAACUUUUUAGUAGUGCCAACUUUUGGGUACCAUUGUAUCUUUCUGGUGGAAAAGUUACGAUAAAGACAGAUACCACUGUCUUAAAAUCACAGCCACUUUGCGACUAUUUGAAUGGUAGAAGAAAAAAUUAUGGACUACAUUUCAAAAUAUCGGAAAAGCAACCCAUAGUAUCUGUAGAAUUCUAUAGAAGAAAUCCAUCUGAUUAUUUUACGAGUUUUGAUAAACGGGAAGAUUUUGAUAUAUAUGACAAGGAAUUUUUAAAGGCUAUAAAAUUGUCCGAGGGUAAAGAAUUUUGUGAAGCCCUGGACUCUGAGCAACUUGUCAGAACUAAUGAUCCUCUUGAAGAGUAUGACCCGUUAUUAUGUAUAGUAAGGUGUAUAUCUGGGGAAUUUGUCUUUACGGAACUCAAUAUUAAAAAUAAAGGAUCUUAUCCUAUAUCCACAAUCACAAUUAAAAUGACAAGUGUUGGAAUCUUCAAAUUACCAAUGUACCCUAUCGGAUUCAGAAUAGUAUCCAAUAACGCAAAAUCGCUAUGGAAUGUCACACAGGGACAUACAAUUAAGAUUAGAGAAAAUGUUCUUGAUGAAAAAACAUUUGAUGUAGUAAUAUCCGGAGAUGGCCCACUCCUUAAUCCUGAUGAAACGGCUUCAGUGUUUUUCUUUAUGAUUCCCAAUCUGGUUGGAGAUUCUGACAUAUGUUGUGUUAGUGGGCACGUGUCUAUAACAUCUGAAGGAGAUAAUGUGGAAACUAUUGUUGUAUUUAAACAGUUUUAUCUUUUGAGUGACGGAGUUGUUGUGCUUGCAAACGCUGACCAUCCAUUAUCUAAAGUUAUAAAGUGUAAUAUUAAAAAUCAUUCUGAUAAGGAUAUAACUAGUCUGACUUUCUACAAUGAUGAUAAAAUUUUAGAACCAGUCAUUUCACCUGUACGAGUACUCAACACAAAAUUAGAUAUAGAGAAAACCAUUGUCAUCAAAAAGAAAACAUCAACAAGUACGUUAUUACCAUAUAAUGAUAAAUUCACCUCCUUUGUUGUAAAAUGGAACUCUGGUAAUGUAUUCGGCUUUGAAUACCCAGCAAUCAGUAUUCCAACAUACGCCAAACUUGUUGUAGAUGUAAAAGCAGAUCUAAAUGUCAUACAGUGGGAAGGAAAACCACUAGUUGUAAACAUAAAUUUUGGAAUCACAAAUAUAUCAAAAGAGGCUUUCGAAUCAUGCUAUGCAAAGGUUCCGCUUUUCAACACCAGAGAAGACUGCCACAAAUGGUUCUUUGUAGGAACAACAAAGAGGAAAAUACCAGCAACUCAACCAGGGGAAACACAAAAUAUCGCAUUCUCUGCCUUAAUACCACUACCAGGGGUCUACAUAUUUACAGCAUCAGACCUUUCAUUCACUGGAACCAUACAACCCGUUACUAUACCAAGCCGACAACAGACUAUUGUCGUAAAUAAUUAA